Molecule: messenger RNA, 705 nt
Organism: Encephalitozoon hellem ATCC 50504
Lineage: Eukaryota; Fungi; Microsporidia; Unikaryonidae
Product: dynactin complex subunit
Exons: 1
Coding region: 1-705 (234 amino acids)
Source: RefSeq, a predicted model, not a curated record
AUGUCUUUGCUGAUGGUAAACGACAGGCUGACACUUGGAGAUAAGUUCAAGGGGACGGUGAGGUAUAUUGGAAGGAUAAAAUCGAAGGACGGGAAGUGGAUAGGGCUGGAGCUCGAUGAGCCUGUGGGGGCUAAUAAUGGAAGUGUGAAUGGAGUAAGGUAUUUCCACUGCAAGGACAAACAUGGAAUAUUUAUACGGUACGAGAAGAUAAGAGAGGGCCUUGUGUGUGAGCCUAGGGAGAUGGGUGACGGCGGCAAGGCCUCUCAGCAGGCUCAUCUCUAUGAAAUGAAGAUAAAAAAGCUAGAAGAAACAAUUGAAGCCCUAAGGAGUGCUGAGAAAGGGGAGAUAGUUGAGCUUAGGAGGGAAAAUGAAGAGAUAAAGAGGAUUGUUCUUUUGCUCCAGGAAAAGAUAAAUUCUAAAAGGGCUGAUAGAGACGGAAAGGCCUAUUCUGAACUGAAGGAGCUUGCAGAAGGAAGCAGAAGACAUAUAUCUGACAUAAUAGGGCUUGUUUCUGAGAUGAGCGAGGCUUUGAGCCGAAGCGGGCUGGCGAGAAAAAAGGCCAUUCAGGAAUGCGAGAGACAUAGAGUUAUGUUCUUAGUAAACAGAAUAAUAGACGGUGUUCUGGACGACGACGCAGAGGCUGUUGAGCGCUUCAAGGGGGAGUUUGAGAGUAUAAUGAAGAAGCAUGGGAUAAAUGUUGAAUAG